UGGGUUCUCUUGUGAAUUGAAAUCUCACUUCCAUCAAAUUUGAAGUACACUCGACAGUUCCAGCUUAAAGCUUUGUUUUCUUUUGGGUGUCUCUCUAAAACCCUUUCUUCAAUGGCUUACGAAGGCAUCCUCUUGGGCAUGGGAAACCCGCUUCUUGAUAUCUCUGCUGUUGUUGAUGAAGACUUCUUAAAGAAGUAUGGCAUCAAGUUGAACGAUGCCAUUCUCGCAGAGGAUAAGCACUUGCCGAUGUAUGAGGAGAUGACUAAAAAGUAUGAAGUGGAGUAUAUUGCUGGAGGUGCCACUCAAAACUCUAUCAGAGUUGCCCAGUGGAUGCUUCAAAUCCCAGGCGCAACUAGCUACAUGGGUUGCAUUGGUAAAGAUAAGUUCGGAGAAGAAAUGAAGAAGAAUUCAAAGCUUGCUGGUGUUAAUGUGCAUUACUAUGAGGAUGGGACUGCACCAACAGGGACAUGUGCUGUCUGUGUUGUCGGUGGCGAGAGAUCGCUUGUCGCCAACUUGUCAGCUGCAAAUUGUUACAAAUCUGAGCAUUUGAAGAAACCUGAAAAUUGGGCACUAGUUGAGAAGGCAAAAUAUUUCUAUGUUGCUGGUUUUUUCCUUACGGUAUCCCCUGAAUCCAUUCAACUCGUUGCUGAACAUGCUGCUGCAAAGAACAAGGUUUUCAUGAUGAAUCUUUCUGCUCCAUUCAUCUGUGAGUUCUUUAGGGAUGUGCAGGAGAAAGCUCUACCGUACAUGGAUUAUGUCUUCGGUAACGAGACUGAGGCCCGAACAUUUUCAAAGGUUCAUGGUUGGGAGACCGAUAAUGUUGAGGAGAUUGCUCUAAAGAUUUCUCAAUGGCCCAAGGCUUCGGGAACACAUAAGAGAAUUACUGUUAUCACUCAGGGAGCUGACCCUGUUGUGGUCGCUGAGGAUGGAAAAGUGAAAAAAUUCCCGGUUAUCUUGUUACCGAAAGAGAAGUUGGUUGAUACCAAUGGAGCAGGGGAUGCAUUUGUUGGUGGAUUUUUGUCACAGCUAGUCCAAGAGAAGCCUAUAGAAGAAUGUGUCAGAGCCGGUUGCUAUGCAGCAAAUGUUAUCAUCCAAAGGUCUGGCUGCACAUACCCUGAGAAACCCAGUUUCAAUUAGAAAGACUUGCACCGGUUGGCUCCGCCAUUUAUUUUCCGGUGAUCCACAGAUUUUAUCUUACAGUAUUCACAAGUACCUACUAUGCCAAUCCGCAAUGUCUACAGUUCUUUGUUAUUUUUCAUAGUCUUAUGUACUCUGUACUUGAUUGAGAAUAUAUGUGAUGUUAUUUACAAACAAGUGGUUCAACAUCAUUCAAAAUGAACUUAACUAUCUUAUUCCGA
Gossypium raimondii (Peruvian cotton) is the source of this 1358-nucleotide messenger RNA. RefSeq names its product adenosine kinase 2. Gene Ontology annotation, biological process: purine ribonucleoside salvage. The transcript is spliced from 12 exons. Lineage: Eukaryota; Viridiplantae; Streptophyta; Magnoliopsida; Malvales; Malvaceae. Gene Ontology annotation, cellular component: cytosol; nucleus. Gene Ontology annotation, molecular function: adenosine kinase activity. The coding region runs from base 112 to 1137 and encodes 341 amino acids. The record is from RefSeq and is a predicted model, not a curated record.